This is a messenger RNA of Bursaphelenchus xylophilus (pine wood nematode), 3490 nucleotides long. Lineage: Eukaryota; Metazoa; Nematoda; Chromadorea; Rhabditida; Aphelenchoididae. The record is from the annotation of a GenBank genome assembly.
AUGGCCCCAAUCGAGGCGAGAGAGGUCUUCUUACCUCGGCGUUCCUCCAUCUCAUACGGGUAUGCCUCGAAAGGUUCUUUCCAAUUAUAAUAUUAUGCUAUUUAACCCAAAAGUCUCGGCAUUAAUAUUAUCAGUCUGUCGAAAAAAUAACGGCGGAUCGUCGCAUCAAAAUGUCUCGCCUCGCCGCUGUCGCGCACCAAAUCCCAAGUCGCGGCUUGCAGUCGCAAAGCGAUGAUGGGCGAUUCGGAGGCGUGACGAUCCGCCGUUUUUUUCCCGACAGACCGAUACAAAUGACCUAUGAAAGGCUGAUAUUAUUCAAAAAUUCAGUUUUAUUCAUAACAUUACUGAUUCACACUUUCAGAAUGCUCUUUUGGCUGAUUUCCUUAUCAUUCCCUCUACUUUUGGUAACUGCAGAUCCAAUAUUCGAAUCUCAUAUUGGAAAUUUUGUUGGAAAAACAUUAGAAUUCAAGGAUGGGGUCAAAGUUGAUGCCUUCUAUGGAGUCCCAUUUGCCCGGCCUCCAAUUAAUGAUCUUCGAUUUGAAGUAUGCAAAUCUUAUCUUUAAUGAUGACGUCAUAAUUUAAAUAAUUUAGAAACCUCAAGACGCUGAAUUUGUAAAAGAAAGAUCAGCCAAGACCUUGCCCAAGGUCUGUGUCCAACAAGAUUACUCGAAUCAGAUGGAGAUGAGUGAGGAUUGUCUUUAUUUGAAUAUAUUCAGACCUCAUCAACCUGUAAGAGUAUUUUUCUCUUGAUUAUGUUCUUUUAGAGCGAAGAUAAGAACGGAUAUCCGGCACUGUUUUUUAUCCACGGAGGCGCUUUCCAGGUGGGAUCUUCUCAUGAACAUACCACUGAUUACGUGGCGGAAAAUUAUGCCGGAAGGGGGGUCGUCACCAUCAUUCCUCAAUAUAGGCUGGGGCUUUUUGGUAAGAACCAGCUCAUCUUUUGGAUAAGAGUCAUGUUGAAAUUACAGAUUUUUUUUAUUUCAGGCUUUGCUUCGACCGGUCCCGAGCAAUUUGCGGGCAAUUACGGUCUUUGGGAUCUCCGCCGAGCCCUUCUUUUUACUCGAAAAAAUGCCAAAUCCCUUUUCCUGGACCCUUCCAAGAUUACUGUAGGUGGCUACAGUGCCGGAUCAGCUGCUGCCAGCGCUCUCUCAGUCAGCGAACACACUCGAGAUCUCUUCCUGCAGACUCUCCAAUUUAGUGGAUCUAUCUUCGCCGAAUGGGCGUUGAGUAAUCGACCAGUUAUUCAUACCGAAAAACUGGUCGAAUUAUUGAAAUGCGAUGAUCAGAGUUCGGCCAAGAUCAAGAAAUGCCUUAGGCAGAAGUCUGUGAGGGAAUUACAAGUGGCCGCUGUCAAAGUUGUUAGUUUUUUUAUAUUAUAAUUUAAUACAAGCUUUACAUUACCGCUUACCUUUACUACCUUUAAGCAUGAGACGGAUGGAGAAAUCAAUUCAUUUGAUUACACCCCCAGGUUGGAUGCUGAUUUCUUUACUGCUGAUAUUGCGCAAUUAAUUGAAUCCGGGAAACCAAAGUCCUCAAUGAUGUCAUUGACCGAGAAUGAAGGGCUUCUAUUCAGUAUGUUGAUUCAGGUAAUCUUCAAUAAUAUUUUUAGCGAUUUACUUCUCACAUGCCAUUGAAACUUUUCCGCAUGCUCUAACGAAGGAUAAAAAAGAUAAAUUCUCAUUGGGAGACUUCAAAAAAUUCGUCAGAAAUGUUGUAGCACCACAGAAAUUAUUUGGAAAUAAACACAAAGAAGUCACCGAGAAGAUCAUCGAUUUUUAUUUGAGGCUAAAGCCGGAACAUCAACAUGACAGGACCUUCUAUUUGGACAUCCAUGGAAAAGUGAGUAUCAACGCGAAAUCUGAGAUCGUUUAAUUAUUAUGCAAUAUACAGGGUGUUCAGAGAAUUAUGGAAAAAACUAUUCAUUAAUAACUUUGCGCUCGGUGGUCCAAUCCAAAAAAUUUUUUUUGCAUUUUACAGAAAAACCUUGGAGUUUUUAGAAUCUAAAAUUUUUUUUUCUUUUAUCGGCGGAGACUUCCGUAAUCCGCGUUGAAUUGGGCGGAGUGUUUUUUUCACAAAAUAAGGCUGUGAAUCGUUGUAUGUGUAAAGAAAAUGGGCGGAAAAGGAUCCGGCAGAUACAAUAUGACAUUUCUUUCAAAUUACUGCGCUUCGGCGGAGACAUUUUUUAACCUCGGCGGACGAUUUUUCUUCGACUUCAGAUAGUCAAAAUUGGCUGAAACCAAAGCGUAUGGUAUCUCUGGUGGCGUGGCGUCUAAAAACGACUUAAUACGUCGCCAGCCGGCUGGCAGAUGAAAAAACGGCAAUUCGGCGGAGAAAUCGGCGAAGAAAAAAGGAACAUAUUUAAGAAAAUAUGCAUAUUUAUCCGCCGAGCAUCCGCCAAUAAGAAGAGUCAUAUUUUUGGUUGAUUAGGGCCGUGUAAGACCUACAAUUUUAGUUUUCUCAUCAUAAUUUCUUAAAUGGGUUAAUUUUUUUCUCCGCCGAUUUCUCCGCCGAAUUGCCGUUUUUUCAUCUGCCAGCCGGCUGAAGACGUAUUAAGUCGUUUUUAGACGCCACGCCACCAGAGAUACCAUACGCUUUGGUUUCAGCCAAUUUUGACUAUCUGAAGUCGAAGAAAAAUCGUCCGCCGAGGUUAAAAAAUGUCUCCGCCGAAGCGCAGUAAUUUGAAAGAAAUGUCAUAUUGUAUCUGCCGGAUCCUUUUCCGCCCAUUUUCUUUACACAUACAACGAUUCACAUCCUUAUUUUGUGAAAAAAACACUCCGCCAAAUUCAACGCGGAUUACGGAAGUCUCCGCCGAUAAAAGAAAAAAAAAUUUUAGAUUCUAAAAACUCCAAGGUUUUUCUGUAAAAUGCAAAAAAAAUUUUUUGGAUUGGACCACCGAGCGCAAAGUUAUUAAUGAAUAGUUUUUUCCAUAAUUCUCUGAACACCCUGUACAUAAUAAGAAUUGCAGCUUCUUGGAGAUAUCAUGUUUGUGAUCCCUCAAUUAUUGGAGCUCCGUCACAAAACAGCUGCUGGAUGGUCCAUCUACAACAUUUUGAGUGUUCACAACGACUUCAUUGAAGAGAAUCUCUCCCAUCUCGAAUUAUAUAAUACCACCCAUGCCAUUGAAUAUGCUUAUUUGUUUGGAAAAGGGUUCCUCGGAGAUCAUAAAUUCACGGAGGCCGAUGAAAAAUACAGGAAGCUCUUGAUCGAUGCGGUUGUUACGUUUGUCAAAACAAGGUGAGCUGUGAAAUUAUCAUUUUUAUGAAGAGUAAGUUUUAAUUUCAGAUCCCCGAAAAGCGACGAAAGUCCAAACUUCGUGAAGGUAAAUCGCCAUCAUCCAUUAAUUUACACGGAACUCUCUACCGAGGCAACCAUCAAGGACCCCUUAUUCGCAAAUGAACUCAGAUUCUGGAGCAAAUUGUCGGAGGAAUACGAGUUUGAUAUAAUCAGGGGAAUCCACAAGAAGACUCUCAGGAUGCGGACUGAAUUGUAA